Messenger RNA from Macrosteles quadrilineatus (aster leafhopper), 35316 nucleotides. RefSeq lists its product as uncharacterized. The transcript is spliced from 12 exons. The record is from RefSeq and is a predicted model, not a curated record. Gene Ontology annotation, molecular function: protein binding. Gene Ontology annotation, biological process: signal transduction. Bases 1 to 35316 code for a protein of 11771 amino acids. Lineage: Eukaryota; Metazoa; Arthropoda; Insecta; Hemiptera; Cicadellidae.
AUGGCUAUCUGCAACGAAGCCGAAACGUCAGCGACUAGUGUUUCUCCUAGUUUUCCGACGCGGUCGUACCCAGAAGACCAAGGACUUUGUGUGCUAGAAGGAAAAACACAGUAUGUAGAGUUUGCUGGAAAUUUAGUUCCUGUUACAAAAUCUGGCGAACAGCUGCAACUAGGGUUCCGAGCUUUUAGAGAAAACCGACUGCCCUUCACUGCCCGAGUGAAAGACCCGCACGCUGACUCUGUAGGGAGAACUCUCUUCAUGAGAGAGGCUAGACUACCGAAAGGAGAACCACCUCAACAACCCAUCUGUGUGCUCAACAUUGUCCUUCCAGAUGAAAUCAUCCCAGAGGCCCUACUCUCUGAACACGAACUGCACAAAUACAGCUUUAUUCAGGAUUCAAGAGGGUUGGAGUCGUACCAGAGGGUAGACCUGAGGUUGUCUGACAUCAGUAACCUGCUGGGGGAGGACUGGGUGAGUCUGGCCCACGAGCUGUCUGUGUCAUCUGCAGACAUCAACAGACUCAAGUCAGAACAUCCGCAGAGUUCUGCGCAACAGGGACUAGCUAUGCUGAGAUUCUGGCUCACACAGGCCGGCAACAAAGCUCAAGCCAGCACACUGGAGAGCGCACUACAGAACAUCGGCAGGGAUGAUAUUGUACAACAAUGUGUCUUCAACGUCGACCACUCUGGGAUCCAGUUGCUCAAAGAUGAUUCACGAGAUGCCUCAAUUAGAAGAAGUAUACCCUACUCUGAUAAGGACAUUAUGAAGGACUCAGAAUCUUUUGAAGAUCUUUCUAGAACUCAAUUUAGGAAAAAGAGUGACUUUCGAGAUAAGGAUGAUAGGGAAGAAAAGAAAUAUGAAGCAGAGGAGAAAGAAGUUGAAGAAGUUAAGAAAUCAGUAUCAGAAAGAAGAAAAGAAAUUGAGAAAAGGUUAUCUUUGGAAAAACCACUUCCACAAAAGACUGAAAUAAUCAUUGAGAAAUUUGGUGCUGAAAAAAUUGAAGAUGUAAGUGAAAAAGAAAUUGCAGAAGAGAAGAGAGUGUCAUCUCCUGAAGAAGAGGAACCAUCAGAACUAUCUUUUGAACAAAAGAGGUUGUCUUUUGAACAAGGGAACAGAGUAAUUGAAAUGAAACCUGAUAAAACAACAAUGAAGGAAGUUAAGGAAAGAGCUGAUGAAAGGUUUCUUGCUGAAGAACGUAAAGCAGCAGAAACUAUUCAAGAAAAAAAAUCACUAAUUGAUGAAACAUCAAUACCUUUUGAGGAAAAACUAAAAUCUUUUGAGAAAAGUGAAAAGGAGGAGAAAUUAAAAGAAGAAAAGCAUAAGGAAAAGAAAGAAGAAAAGAAGAAGGAAGAGCUAAGAAGAGACUCAGCGCUUUUUGAAGGUGUGUCGCAAGGACUGGUUCGACUGGAUGCUGCAUUUACUGCUGCUCCUAUGGUCCAAGACCUCUUGUCGCCAAAAUCUUCAAAGACUCCACCACCAAGUCCAGCCGAAUUCAAAGAUUUAACAGUGGCGACAGCAUCGCCGCAGGACGACGAUGACUCGAUGGAUACAGAUGGGUUCCAAGAACAAUUUCUCUUGGAGACUCCAACUCCUGUGGAGAUCGAAAACAAAUUUCGAGGUCAUAUUGCUCGACUCGAUGAUGACUUUGACGAAAAAUUUCCUUCUCCCCCUCGUGAUACUCCUAUCCCUUCUAUUUCUCGCCCUGGUCAUCUUAAUAUUAACCAAGUAGUUUUUAGUUCCCCUGAAGAUGAAAAAGGAGUUGCAGACUCUAAACGUAGGGAACAUCCUAAACUACCAGAAUUAGAAAAGACUGAUCAAAUUGAACGGUUGGUAGGAGGUGUUGGGGGAGCCGGGACCAGUCCAGUCGAUGGGAAAUUAAUAGUAAGCCCUUCCUCUACCAAAGAAUCAAAAAGUCCUCAAGCACCAACUCUUGAGCUAGUAAUUGGUCGUAAAGAAAUACGUACGAAGGAAGCAAGUGCUAUGUCUGAGAGUAGACUCACUCUAUAUGCCACACAUGAUGUAGAGAUUUCAAUUAAGUCACAAUCACAUAUUAGUUUAACAACAACGAGAAGAGAUGCUGUGGGUAAAGAAACUUCAGAGACCUACAAUGUUGAUGCAAGUAUUGUGUCAGAAGGACAAGAUACUGUUUCAGAUUACAUUAUACCACCAGAUCAAACCAAAGAGAAAAAACGUGAGGAAAGUGUGAUUUUUAGUAAGAAAAAAAGUAUAUAUACUUAUGACUCUUACGAAGGCAACUCGCCAAUAUUAGACAGUCCAGCUACUGAAGAAAGUUUAUCACACCCCUCUCAUCACAUAACUGAUACUGGUAUCAGUAUCACAAGAGGCACUGCCUCAGAAACUAUUACCAGCACAACUGAACACGUAGAUCAAGAAGUGAAAGAGUUUAUAUCUGAUACUGCAGUGGAUGUUGAGCUUGAAGAGUUAGAAUUAACAGAUGCAGGUUUAAGUCCUAUACAGCCAGACGACGCAGGGAUUCCUAGCUCAGAUCUUACAUUUGUCGAGGAAGACAUCUGCCAGUCAAAGUUCUGUGAUAUUGGUCUGAGUCCAAUUGGUCAUCAUGCAGAAUCUGUAGCACUUUCCCCAUUGCAGGUUUUAACCUCUGAAGCUGGUGUCGUCACAGACAGUAUCAGUGUAUGUGAUGCAGGAGUAAGUCCUAUAAAAUUAGAUGAAUCACAAUUUGAGAACGUGAUUUUUCAACCGAAAUUAAAGCAUAUGUCCAACGACGAUACUGAUGUAAGAAGACGAGGAUCCACAGACGUAAAAGCUAUUGUGAGAUUGCUUGAAGAACAAACACGAUUCGAAGAAGUGAUUUCAAAAGAACAAAGGAAGAGAGAUUCACAUAUGGUUUCUGUAUCACAAACUGAAAAGCUUGAUGAAGUAAACAAUAUUGAGGAUUCACCACAGCUUAGCUUAUCAAAACAAGAAGAACACGAAAGAUUGUCUCACACAAAAGUAACUGAAAAUCCUGUUUCGAUUGACAACAUGCCUUCUACCUCUCCUGCACAUACAAAAACUAUUGGUCCAAAAAUUAAACAGCUUCAGAAAAUCUUCACGCAGUCGGUUGAAACAGAAACUGACGAUGAAAUAUCAGAUAUUGAUAAUCAAAUUUGGGAGUUGAGCUAUGACGAAUCUCAUUCAAAAGGUGUUGUCGAUGUUACAGACGAAGAGACUGGAGAUCUUGAAGAUGAAGGUAAAGAUGAAGAGCCUUUACCCCAUAUACAUAAAGUAAUUGAAACAAUUGAAAAAAGAAUUGCCACUCAAUCUUCCAUAUCAAUAAAUAUUAAGCACGCCAAAGAUACUAAAGAAAAGAUAACAAAAGAGAAAGAACAAAUAUCGGUGGGAGAAAAAUUAAGUGAAGUAUUGAAAGCUGAAGAAAAUUUAAUACUUAUACUUGACAAAGCAAAAUCUUCAAAAUCAGAAGAUAAAAAUGUAGGCACAGUAAUAUCUGAACCGGAGGUAAAAGACGUGACAGUACUUGCCACAAAUUUACAAGAUCAACUUAAAGAAAUUUUGAAUAUGGGAGAGCGUGCGCUCUCAGGAAUAGAUGAUGCCUUGAAUGUAAUUGAUACCAGUUCAUCCGUCCACAUAUGUGAUAAUGAAACAACUGUUAGUAUAGAUAAUGAUGAUGUAGAUUUAAACACAGAACUUAGUAGUAGCAUACAGAAAGACAAUAUAAUAGCAAAAAACAAAGUGCCUGAAAUUGAAUCUGAUACAUGCUCAGUCAUUUUUCCAACAUCAGACCUUGUAAAACAAAAAUCAGAAAAACCCCUUAGGGAAGACAUUUUAUUAACUGAAGGGCAAUGUACAAAAACUAUCAUUGACAUAAAUGUGUCACCUCAACUGAAAUACGACGAAAAAAUCCCUAUUUUAACUAAAGAGUUGAAGGACAUUAUAGAUGAGCAAAAUGAAUAUGAAAAACAAAAAAUAGCCCGUUUAAAACAAUCUAAAGCAAUUGAGGGAAAAGGUAGUGUACCAGUAGUUGAAGAGACAAUAGUUCCUAAACGUGUUUUGUGGAAAGAUAGUGAUUAUGUUAUUACAUCGAAAGCCAAAGACUAUGACAAGGAAUUGCCUUGUCCAUCCAAACAAAAUGAAAUUACAAAUAUUAAAGAGUUCAAACUAGAUCAUUUACUUAAAUCAGACGAUACUCAUAAAUCUAAAUCCAAAGGCCAAUAUAAAACAGUAACUCCAACAGAAACAAAUGUAAAAGAGCUGAUGUUUGAAGUGAAAAAAAUUACUGGACAAAUUAAAGAAGAAGUUAAAGAGCUUAAACCAGAUUUGACACCUACUCCAGAAGGAAAAGAGACUAUCUUAGAAGAAGUAACACGAACAAUUAAAGAUUCUCCUGUUACUGCAGUUAAAGAAAAGGUUUUCACUGUGACGGAGGAUUGUAAAGGCAUCAAAGUAACAGAAGUAUUAGCAAAGGGAAUUAUAAUUAACGAGCAAGCUCAGGUUAUACAACUAGCUGAAGAUAAAGUUUCUCACACUGAGAUCACAGAAAAAGUAGUCAGUGUGUCAAACGAUAAAACUAAAGAUAAAACAGAAUUUGUUGAGGAGGAGACAUUUCCCUCAAAGUUUGUAUCUGUUUCUGAGACAGUUGUAUCCUCUGAUAUAACAACCUCAGACGCUACGUUUAUUAAAAGUAAAGACGUGUCAGUCUUACCAGAAUUAGAAGUUUGUAAAGAUGCUACCAAAUAUAAACUGGUAGAGAAAGCUAUAAUAAGGAAGGUUGAAUCUGAAAUUAUAGAACCAAUUGAUGGUAAGGUUUCUGGCAUCACUGCAGCAAAUACAGUAGUCAAUGUGUCAACGCUUCCCUCAGAAACGCAAAAGUUAGAAAUAGCCUUACAAAUAUCUGAAGUACAACAUGAUAAAUUAAUAACACAAGAGGAAGUGGUCACAGAACAAUUCUCUGAAGAAAAGGCUGAAAUCAUUUCUCCAGAAACACAAGAGGGAAAAGAAGAGGUUGUAGAAGAAACCAAAGACACUGCUUCCUUAGAGAGAAACAACUUAGACACGGUUAUUUCUAAAACUAUUGAGGAAUCUGACCAUACCACUACUGAUGUUCAUUUCCCUGAUGAACAUCUCACUGUAGAUAAGCUCAAAGGUCUAGAAACCCAAGGUGUCAAAACUACCGAAGAAAUGGUAAAAGAACAAUCGAAGGGCGACUUUGCCAUGGAGGAAAACGUUGACAAAAUAACUGAAUUGCUGGAACAAAUAGCCAAGGAUAAAGUAUCUGGAAUCAUUUUUUUUAAACCAAAAGAAACAGCAACACCCGUUUCUGUAGAAAUUGUUAAGGAAGAAAAACUAACACAUGUUAGGGACACAGAGGUAAUAAUUGUUCCUAAAGAAAACACCAGGGAUACAUUUUCUGAUAUAACUAUUAUUCAGACAGAAGAACCAACACCAAUUUCAGUAGAAAUUGCUAAAGGAGAAAUAACAACACAUGUUACAGACGGAGAGGAAAUUGUUUCUGUUGUUAAAACUGUAGAUACGGUUACUACUAAAGCUAUCAAGGAAUCUGACGAUACCACUACUGAUGUUUAUUUGCAACCAAAAAAACCAGUAGUUGUUGAAGAUAUCAAAUCUUCAAAAGACACAAAAGUUGUUUUGGAAGAAUCUAAUGACACCGUUUCUUUAGAGGAAGAGGUACUCGCCGAUACAGAAACACAUACAAAAGUUAUGGAGGCAGAUGAUACUCCAAAACUAAUUACAGAAGAAAAGUUUAUUUCUAAAGAUCUCCCUAUGGAUAAGCUUGAAGCUAUACAAACAGAAAGUGUCAAGAUUACAGAGGAAAUGGUAAAAGACCAAUCGAAGGACAGCGGUGCCUUGGAGGAGGAACAAGUUCACAACAUAAUUAAAUUGUUGGAACCGAUAGCCAGGGAUACAUUAUCUGAAAUAACUAUGAUUAAGACAGAAGAAACGACAACACCUAUUUCUGUAGAAAUUGUACAGGGAGAAAUAAAAACACUAGUUACAGAAACAGUGGAAAUCGUUUCUAAACAUAAGGUUGAAACUAGUACUCCAGACACAGAAGAGAAGAAAAAAGCUACAACAGUUUAUGAUGUUGAUGGUUCUUCUAUUGUUAAAACUGUAGAUACGGUUACUACUAAAGUUCUUGAGGAAUCUGAAGAUACCUCUACUGAUGUUCAUUUGGAAACAAAAGAGCCAUUAGCUGUUAAAGAUAUAAAAUCUACUAAAGACACCAAAUCUGUCGAAGAAGCUAAAGACACUAAAUCUUUAGAGGAAGAAGUACUCUCUGAUACAGAAACACCUACAAAAGUAAUUCAGGGGGAUGACGCUCCAAAACAAAUUACAAAAGAGGAUAUUAUUUCUAAACAUCUCCCCAUAGAUAAGCUCGAAUCUCUAGAAAUUGUAGGUUUCAAAACUACCGAAGAAAUAGUAAAAGACCAAUCGGAGGAAGGGGUUGCAUUGGAGGAGGAACACGUUCACGACAUGACUAAAUUGUUGGAACCGAUAGCCAGGGAUACAGUAUCUGAAAUAACUAUAAUUAAGACAGAAGAAACGACAACACCUAUUUCUGUAGAAAUUGUAAAAGAUGAAAUAACACUACAUGUUACAGGCACAGAGGAAAUCGUUUCAGAACAUGAGGCUAAAACUAUUACCCUAGUUGAUGACACUUCUAUUGUUAAAACUGUAGAUACAGUUACUACUGAAGUUAUUGAGGAAUCUGAAUAUACCUCUACUGAUGUUCAUUUGGAAACAAAAGAGCCAGUAACUGUUGAAGAUAUUGAAUAUACUGAAGACACCAAAUCUGUUGAAGAAGCUAAAGACACUGAUUCAUUAGAGGAAGAGGUAGUGGCUGAUACAGAAUCACCUAGAAAAGUAAUUGAGGCAGAUGAUGCUCCAAAACAAAUUACAGAAGAGGAUAUUAUUUCUAAACAUCUUCCCAUAGAUAAGCUCGAAUCUCUAGAAAUUGUAGGUCUAAAAACUACCGAAGAAAUAGUAAAAGACCAAUCGAAGGACGGGGUUGCAUUGGAAGAGAAACACGUUCACGAAAUGACUGACUUGUUGGAACCGAUAGCCAGGGAUACAGUAUCUGAAAUAACUAUGAUUAAGACAGAAAAAACGACAACACCUAUUUCUGUAGAAAUUGUAAAAGAUGAGAUAACAACACAUGUUACGGACACAGUGAAAAUCGUUUCUGAACAUGAGGCUAAAACUAUUACUCCAGUUGAUGACUCUUCUAUUGUUAAAACUGUAGAUAACGUUACUACUAAAGUUAUUGAGGAAUCUGAAGAUACCUCUACUGAUGAUCAUUUGAAAACAAAAGAGCCAGUAUCUAUUGAAGAUAUUAAAUCUACUAAAGACACAAAAACUGUCGAAGAAGCUAAAGACACUGAUUCUGUAGAGGAAGAGGUACUCGCUGAUACAGAAACACCUACAAAGAAAAUUGAGGCGGAUGAUGCUCCAAAACAUAUUAUAGAAGAGGAUAUUAUUUCUAAACAACUCCCAAUAGAUAAGCUCGAAUCUCUUUACAAUGUAGGUUUCAAAACUACCGAAGAAAUGGUAAAAGACCAAUCGAAGGACGGGGUUGCAUUGGAGGAGGAACACGCUCACGACAAGACUGAAUUGUUAGAGCCGAUAGCUAGGGAUACCGUGUCUGAAAUAACUAUAAUUAAGACAGAAAAAACGACAAAACCUAUUUCAGUAGAAAUUGUACAGGAAGAAAUAACCACACAUGUUUCAGACACAGUAGAAAUUGUUUCUGAACAUAAGGCUAAAACUAUUACUCCAAUUGAUGUCUCUUCAAUUGUUAAAACCGUAGAUACAGUUACUACUAAAGUUAUUGAGGAAUCUGAAGAUACAUCUACUGAUGUUCAUUUGGAAACAAAAGAGCCAGUAGCUGUUGAAGAUAUUAAAUCUACUAAAGAUACCAAAUCUUUCGAAGAAGCUAAAGACACUGAUUCUUUAGAGGAAGAUGUACUCACUGAUUCAGAAACAACUACAAAAGUAAUUCAGGCGGAUGAUGCUCCAAAACAAAUUACAGAAGAAACGACAAAACCUAUUUCUGUAGAAAUUGUAAAAGAUGAAAUAACACUACAUGUUACAGACAUGGUGGAAAUCGUUUCUGAACAUGAGGCUGAAACUAUUACUCCAGUUCAUGACACUUCUAUUGUUAAAACUGUAGAUAAGGUUACUACUAAAGUUAUUGAGGAAUCUGAAGAUACCUCUACUGAUGAUCAUUUGAAAACAAAAGAGCCAAUAUCUAUUGAAGAUAUUAAAUCUACUGAAGACACAAAAACUGUCGAAGUAGCUAAAGACACUGAUUCUUUAGAGGAAGAAGUACUUGCUGAUACAGAAACACCUACAAAGAAAAUUGAGGCGGAUGAUGCUCCAAAACAUAUUACAGAAGAGGAUAUUUUGUCUAAACAACUCCCAAUAGAUAAGCUCGAAUCUCUUGACAUUGUAGGUUUCAAAACUACCGAAGAAAUGGUAAAAGACCAAUCGAAGGACGGGGUUGUAUUGGAGGAGGAACACGCUCACGACAUGACUGAAUUGUUAGAGCCGAUAGCUAGGGAUACCGUGUCUGAAAUAACUAUAAUUAAGACAGAAGAAACGACAACACCUAUUUCUGUAGAAAUUGUACAGGAAGAAAUAAUAACACAUGUUUCAGGCACAGUAGAAAUUGUUUCUGAACAUAAGGCUAAAACUAUUACUCCAAUUGAUGUCUCUUCAAUUGUUAAAACCGUAGAUACGGUUACUACUAAAGUUAUUGAGGAAUCUGAAGAUACUGAUGUUCAUUUAAAAACAAAAGAGCCAGUAGCUGUUGAAGAUAUUAAAUCUACUAAAGAUACCAAAUCUUUCGAAGAAGCUAAAGACACUGAUUCUUUAGAGGAAGAUGUACUCACUGAUUCAGAAACAACUACAAAAGUAAUUCAGGCGGAUGAUGCUCCAAAACAAAUUACAAAGGAGGAUAUUACUUCUAAACAUCUCCCCAUAGAUAAGCUCGAAUCUCUAGAAAUUGUAGUUUUCAAAACUACCGAAGAAAUGGUAAAAGACCAAUUGAAGGACGGGGUUGCAUUGGAGGAGGAAGACGUUCACGACAUGACUGAAUUGUUGGAACCGAUAGCUAGGGAUACAGUAUCUGAAAUAACUAUGACUAAGACAGAAAAAACGACAACACCUAUUUCUGUAGAAAUUGUAAAAGAUGAAAUAACACUACAUGUUACAGACAUGAAGGAAAUCGUUUCUGAACAUGAGGCUAAAACUAUUACUCCAGUUAAUGACACUUCUAUUGUUAAAACUGUUGAUACGGUUACUACUAAAGUUAUUGAGGAAUCUGAAUAUACCUUUACUGAUGUUCAUUUGGAAACAAAAGAGCCAGUAGCUGUUGAAGAUAUUGAAUCUACUGAAGACACCAAAUCUGUUGAAGAAGCUAAAGACACUGAUUCUUUAGAGGAAGAGGUACUGUCUGAUACAGAAUCACCUACAAAAGUAAUUCAGGCGGAUGAUGCUCCAAAACAAAUUACAGAAGAGGAUAUUAUUUCUAAACAUCUUCCCAUAGAUAAGCUCGAAUCUCUAGAAAUUGUAGGUCUAAAAACUACCGAAGAAAUAGUAAAAGACCAAUCAAAGGAAAGGGUUGCAUUGGAAGAGAAACACGUUCACGACAUGACUGACUUGUUGGAACCGAUAGCCAGGGAUACAGUAUCUGAAAUAACUAUGAUUAAGACAGAAAAAAUGACAACACCUAUUUCUGUAGAAAUUGUAAAAGAUGAGAUAACAACACAUGUUACGGACACAGUGAAAAUCGUUUCUGAACAUGAGGCUAAAACUAUUACUCCAGUUGAUGACUCUUCUAUUGUUAAAACUGUAGAUAAGGUUACUACUAAAGUUAUUGAGGAAUCUGAAGAUACCUCUACUGAUGAUCAUUUGAAAACAAAAGAGCCAGUAUCUAUUGAAGAUAUUAAAUCUACUAAAGACACAAAAACUGUCGAAGAAGCUAAAGACACUGAUUAUUUAGAGAAAAAGGUACUCACUGAUACAGAAACACCUACAAAGAAAAUUGAGGCGGAUGAUGCUCCAAAACAUAUUACAGUGGAGGAUAUUAUUUCUAAACAACUCCCAAUAGAUAAGCUCGAAUCUCUUGACAUUGUAGGUUUCAAAACUACCGAAGAAAUGGUACAAGACCAAUCGAAGGACAGGGUUGUAUUGGAGGAGAAACACACUCACGACAAGACUGAAUUGUUAGAGCCAAUAGCUAUUGAUACCGUGUCUGAAAUAACUAUAAUUAAGACAGAAAAAACGACAAAACCUAUUUCAGUAGAAAUUGUACAGGAAGAAAUAACCACACAUGUUUCAGACACAGUAGAAAUUGUUUCUGAACAUAAGGCUAAAACUAUUACUCCAAUUGAUGUCUCUUCAAUUGUUAAAACCGUAGAUACAGUUACUACUAAAGUUAUUGAGGAAUUUGAAGAUACAUCUACUGAUGUUCAUUUGGAAACAAAAGAGCCAGUAGCUGUUGAAGAUAUUAAAUCUACUAAAAAUACCAAAUCUUUCGAAGAAGCUAAAGACACUGAUUCUUUAGAGGAAGAUGUACUUACUGAUUCAGAAACAACUACAAAAGUAAUUCAGGCGGAUGAUGCUCCAAAACAAAUUACAGAAGAAACGACAAAACCUAUUUCUGUAGAAAUUUUAAAAGAUGAAAUAACACUACAUGUUACAGACAUGGUGGAAAUCGUUUCUGAACAUGAGGCUGAAACUAUUACUCCAGUUGAUGACACUUCUAUUGUUAAAACUGUAGAUACGGUUACAACUAAAGUUAUUGAGGAAUCUGAAGAUACCUCUACUGAUGAUCAUUUGAAAACAAAAGAGCCAAUAUCUAUUGAAGAUAUUAAAUCUACUGAAGACACAAAAACUGUCGAAGAAGCUAAAGACACUGAUUCUUUAGAGGAAGAAGUACUCGCUGAUACAGAAACACCUACAAAGAAAAUUGAGGCGGAUGAUGCUCCAAAAAAUAUUACAGAAGAGGAUAUUUUGUCUAAACAACUCCCAAUAGAUAAGCUCGAAUCUCUUGACAUUGUAGGUUUCAAAACUACCGAAGAAAUGGUACAAGACCAAUCGAAGGACAGGGUUGUAUUGGAGGAGAAACACACUCACGACAAGACUGAAUUGUUAGAGCCAAUAGCUGGGGAUACAGUAUCUGAAAUAACUAUAAUUAAGACAGAAAAAACGACAAAACCUAUUUCAGUAGAAAUUGUACAGGAAGGAAUAACCACACAUGUUUCAGACACAGUAGAAAUUGUUUCUGAACAUAAGGCUAAAACUAUUACUCCAAUCGAUGUCUCUUCAAUUGUUAAAACUGUAGAUACAGUUACUACUAAAGUUAUUGAGGAAUUUGAAGAUACAUCUACUGAUGUUCAUUUGGAAACAAAAGAGCCAGUAGCUGUUGAAGAUAUUAAAUCUACUAAAGAUACCAAAUCUUUCGAAGAAGCUAAAGACACUGAUUCUUUAGAGGAAGAUGUACUUACUGAUUCAGAAACAACUACAAAAGUAAUUCAGGCGGAUGAUGCUCCAAAACAAAUUACAGAAGAAACGACAAAACCUAUUUCUGUAGAAAUUUUAAAAGAUGAAAUAACACUACAUGUUACAGACAUGGUGGAAAUCGUUUCUGAACAUGAGGCUGAAACUAUUACUCCAGUUGAUGACACUUCUAUUGUUAAAACUGUAGAUACGGUUACAACUAAAGUUAUUGAGGAAUUUGAAGAUACCUCUACUGAUGAUCAUUUGAAAACAAAAGAGCCAAUAUCUAUUGAAGAUAUUAAAUCUACUGAAGACACAAAAACUGUCGAAGAAGCUAAAGACACUGAUUCUUUAGAGGAAGAAGUACUCGCUGAUACAGAAACACCUACAAAGAAAAUUGAGGCGGAUGAUGCUCCAAAACAUAUUACAGAAGAGGAUAUUUUGUCUAAACAACUCCCAAUAGAUAAGCUCGAAUCUCUUGACAUUGUAGGUUUCAAAACUACCGAAGAAAUGGUAAAAGACCAAUCGAAGGACGGGGUUGUAUUGGAGGAGGAACACGCUCACGACAUGACUGAAUUGUUAGAGCCGAUAGCUAGGGAUACCGUGUCUGAAAUAACUAUAAUUAAGACAGAAGAAACGACAACACCUAUUUCUGUAGAAAUUGUACAGGAAGAAAUAACAACACAUGUUUCAGACACAGUAGAAAUUGUUUCUGAACAUAAGGCUAAAACUAUUACUCCAAUUGAUGUCUCUUUAAUUGUAAAAACCGUAUAUACGGUUACUACUAAAGUUAUUGAGGAAUCUGAAGAUACUGAUGUUCAUUUGGAAACAAAAGAGCCAGUAGCUGUUGAAGAUAUUAAAUCUACUAAAGAUACCAAAUCUUUCGAAGAAGCUAAAGACACUGAUUCUUUAGAGGAAGAUGUACUUACUGAUUCAGAAACAACUACAAAAGUAAUUCAGGCGGAUGAUGCUCCAAAACAAAUUACAGAAGAAACGACAAAACCUAUUUCUGUAGAAAUUUUAAAAGAUGAAAUAACACUACAUGUUACAGACAUGGUGGAAAUCGUUUCUGAACAUGAGGCUGAAACUAUUACUCCAGUUGAUGACACUUCUAUUGUUAAAACUGUAGAUACGGUUACAACUAAAGUUAUUGAGGAAUCUGAAGAUACCUCUACUGAUGAUCAUUUGAAAACAAAAGAGCCAAUAUCUAUUGAAGAUAUUAAAUCUACUGAAGACACAAAAACUGUCGAAGAAGCUAAAGACACUGAUUCUUUAGAGGAAGAAGUACUCGCUGAUACAGAAACACCUACAAAGAAAAUUGAGGCGGAUGAUGCUCCAAAACAUAUUACAGAAGAGGAUAUUUUGUCUAAACAACUCCCAAUAGAUAAGCUCGAAUCUCUUGACAUUGUAGGUUUCAAAACUACCGAAGAAAUGGUAAAAGACCAAUCGAAGGACGGGGUUGUAUUGGAGGAGGAACACGCUCACGACAUGACUGAAUUGUUAGAGCCGAUAGCUAGGAAUACCGUGUCUGAAAUAACUAUAAUUAAGACAGAAGAUACGACAACACCUAUUUCUGUAGAAAUUGUAAAAGAUGAAAUAACAACACAUGUUUCAGACACAGUAGAAAUUGUUUCUGAACAUAAGGCUAAAACUAUUACUCCAAUUGAUGUCUCUUCAAUUGUUAAAACCGUAGAUACGGUUACUACUAAAGUUAUUGAGGAAUCUGAAGAUACUGAUGUUCAUUUGGAAACAAAAGAGCCAGUAGCUGUUGAAGAUAUUAAAUCUACUAAAGAUACCAAAUCUUUCGAAGAACCUAAAGACACUGAUUCUUUAGAGGAAGAUGUACUCACUGAUUCAGAAAUAACUACAAAAGUAAUUCAGGCGGAUGAUGCUCCAAAACAAAUUACAAAGAAGGAUAUUACUUCUAAACAUCUCCCCAUAGAAAAGCUCGAAUCUCUAGAAAUUGUAGGUUUCAAAACUACCGAAGAAAUGGUAAAAGACCAAUUGAAGGACGGGGUUGCAUUGGAGGAGGAAGACGUUCACGAAAUGACUGAAUUGUUGGAACCGAUAGCUAGGGAUACAGUAUCUGAAAUAACUAUGACUAAGACAGAAAAAACGACAACACCUAUUUCUGUAGAAAUUGUAAAAGAUGAAAUAACACUACAUGUUACAGACAUGGUGGAAAUCGUUUCUGAACAUGAGGCUAAAACUAUUACUCCAGUUAAUGACACUUCUAUUGUUAAAACUGUUGAUACGGUUACUACUAAAGUUAUUGAGGAAUCUGAAUAUACCUUUACUGAUGUUCAUUUGGAAACAAAAGAGCCAGUAGCUGUUGAAGAUAUUGAAUCUACUGAAGACACCAAAUCUGUUGAAGAAGCUAAAGACACUGAUUCUUUAGAGGAAGAGGUACUGUCUGAUACAGAAUCACCUACAAAAGUAAUUCAGGCGGAUGAUGCUCCAAAACAAAUUACAGAAGAGGAUAUUUUUUCUAAACAUCUUCCCAUAGAUAAGCUCGAAUCUCUAGAAAUCGUAGGUCUAAAAACUACCGAAGAAAUAGUAAAAGACCAAUCAAAGGAAAGGGUUGCAUUGGAAGAGAAACACGUUCACGACAUGACUGACUUGUUCAAACCGAUAGCCAGGGAUACACUAUCUGAAAUAACUAUGAUUAAGACAGAAAAAACGACAACACCUAUUUCUGUAGAAAUUGUAAAAGAUGAGAUAACAACACAUGUUACGGACACAGUGAAAAUCGUUUCUGAACAUGAGGCUAAAACUAUUACUCCAGUUGAUGACUCUUCUAUUGUUAAAACUGUAGAUAAGGUUACUACUAAAGUUAUUGAGGAAUCUGAAGAUACCUCUACUGAUGAUCAUUUGAAAACAAAAGAGCCAGUAUCUAUUGAAGAUAUUAAAUCUACUAAAGACACAAAAACUGUCGAAGAAGCUAAAGACACUGAUUAUUUAGAGAAAAAGGUACUCACUGAUACAGAAACACCUACGAAGAAAAUUGAGGCGGAUGAUGCUCCAAAACAUAUUACAGUAGAGGAUAUUAUUUCUAAACAACUCCCAAUAGAUAAGCUCGAAUCUCUUGACAUUGUAGGUUUCAAAACUACCGAAGAAAUGGUACAAGACCAAUCGAAGGACGGGGUUGUAUUGGAGGAGGAACACGCUCACGACAUGACUGAAUUGUUAGAGCCGAUAGCUAGAGAUACCGUGUCUGAAAUAACUAUAAUUAAGACAGAAGAAACGACAACACCUAUUUCUGUAGAAAUUGUACAGGAAGAAAUAACAACACAUGUUUCAGACACAGUAGAAAUUGUUUCUGAACAUAAGGCUAAAACUAUUACUCCAAUUGAUGUCUCUUCAAUUGUUAAAACCGUAGAUACGGUUACUACUAAAGUUAUUGAGGAAUCUGAAGAUACUGAUGUUCAUUUGGAAACAAAAGAGCCAGUAGCUGUUGAAGAUAUUAAAUCUACUAAAGAUACCAAAUCUUUCGAAGAAGCUAAAGACACUGAUUCUUUAGAGGAAGAUGUACUUACUGAUUCAGAAACAACUACGAAAGUAAUUCAGGCGGAUGAUGCUCCAAAACAAAUUACAGAAGAAACGACAAAACCUAUUUCUGUAGAAAUUGUAAAAGAUGAAAUAACACUACAUGAUACAGACAUGGUGGAAAUCGUUUCUGAACAUGAGGCUGAAACUAUUACUCCAGUUGAUGACACUUCUAUUGUUAAAACUGUAGAUACGGUUACAACUAAAGUUAUUGAGGAAUCUGAGGAUACCUCUACUGAUGAUCAUUUGAAAACAAAAGAGCCAAUAUCUAUUGAAGAUAUUAAAUCUACUGAAGACACAAAAACUGUCGAAGAAGCUAAAGACACUGAUUCUUUAGAGGAAGAAGUACUCGCUGAUACAGAAACACCUACAAAGAAAAUUGAGGCGGAUGAUGCUCCAAAACAUAUUACAGAAGAGGAUAUUUUGUCUAAACAACUCCCAAUAGAUAAGCUCGAAUCUCUUGACAUUGUAGGUUUCAAAACUACCGAAGAAAUGGUAAAAGACCAAUCGAAGGACGGGGUUGUAUUGGAGGAGGAACACGCUCACGACAUGACUGAAUUGUUAGAGCCGAUAGCUAGGGAUACCGUGUCUGAAAUAACUAUAAUUAAGACAGAAGAAACGACAACACCUAUUUCUGUAGAAAUUGUAAAAGAUGAAAUAACAACACAUGUUUCAGACACAGUAGAAAUUGUUUCUGAACAUAAGGCUAAAACUAUUACUCCAAUUGAUGUCUCUUCAAUUGUUAAAACCGUAGAUACGGUUACUACUAAAGUUAUUGAGGAAUCUGAAGAUACUGAUGUUCAUUUGGAAACAAAAGAGCCAGUAGCUGUUGAAGAUAUUAAAUCUACUAAAGAUACCAAAUCUUUCGAAGAAGCUAAAGACACUGAUUCUUUAGAGGAAGAUGUACUCACUGAUUCAGAAACAACUACAAAAGUAAUUCAGGCGGAUGAUGCUCCAAAACAAAUUACAAAGAAGGAUAUUACUUCUAAACAUCUCCCCAUAGAAAAGCUCGAAUCUCUAGAAAUUGUAGGUUUCAAAACUACCGAAGAAAUGGUAAAAGACCAAUUGAAGGACGGGGUUGCAUUGGAGGAGGAAGACGUUCACGACAUGACUGAAUUGUUGGAACCGAUAGCUAGGGAUACAGUAUCUGAAAUAACUAUGACUAAGACAGAAAAAACGACAACACCUAUUUCUGUAGAAAUUGUAAAAGAUGAAAUAACACUACAUGUUACAGACAUGGUGGAAAUCGUUUCUGAACAUGAGGCUAAAACUAUUACUCCAGUUAAUGACACUUCCAUUGUUAAAACUGUUGAUACGGUUACUACUAAAGUUAUUGAGGAAUCUGAAUAUACCUUUACUGAUGUUCAUUUGGAAACAAAAGAGCCAGUAGCUGUUGAAGAUAUUGAAUCUGCUGAAGACACCAAAUCUGUUGAAGAAGCUAAAGACACUGAUUCUUUAGAGGAAGAGGUACUGUCUGAUACAGAAUCACCUACAAAAGUAAUUCAGGCGGAUGAUGCUCCAAAACAAAUUACAGAAGAGGAUAUUAUUUCUAAACAUCUUCCCAUAGAUAAGCUCGAAUCUCUAGAAAUUGUAGGUCUAAAAACUACCGAAGAAAUAGUAAAAGACCAAUCAAAGGAAAGGGUUGCAUUGGAAGAGAAACACGUUCACGACAUGACUGACUUGUUCAAACCGAUAGCCAGGGAUACACUAUCUGAAAUAACUAUGAUUAAGACAGAAAAAACGACAACACCUAUUUCUGUAGAAAUUGUAAAAGAUGAGAUAACAACACAUGUUACGGACACAGUGAAAAUCGUUUCUGAACAUGAGGCUAAAACUAUUACUCCAGUUGAUGACUCUUCUAUUGUUAAAACUGUAGAUAAGGUUACUACUAAAGUUAUUGAGGAAUCUGAAGAUACCUCUACUGAUGAUCAUUUGAAAACAAAAGAGCCAGUAUCUAUUGAAGAUAUUAAAUCUACUAAAGACACAAAAACUGUCGAAGAAGCUAAAGACACUGAUUAUUUAGAGAAAAAGGUACUCACUGAUACAGAAACACCUACGAAGAAAAUUGAGGCGGAUGAUGCUCCAAAACAUAUUACAGUAGAGGAUAUUAUUUCUAAACAACUCCCAAUAGAUAAGCUCGAAUCUCUUGACAUUGUAGGUUUCAAAACUACCGAAGAAAUGGUACAAGACCAAUCGAAGGACGGGGUUGUAUUGGAGGAGGAACACGCUCACGACAUGACUGAAUUGUUAGAGCCGAUAGCUAGAGAUACCGUGUCUGAAAUAACUAUAAUUAAGACAGAAGAAACGACAACACCUAUUUCUGUAGAAAUUGUACAGGAAGAAAUAACAACACAUGUUUCAGACACAGUAGAAAUUGUUUCUGAACAUAAGGCUAAAACUAUUACUCCAAUUGAUGUCUCUUCAAUUGUUAAAACCGUAGAUACGGUUACUACUAAAGUUAUUGAGGAAUCUGAAGAUACUGAUGUUCAUUUGGAAACAAAAGAGCCAGUAGCUGUUGAAGAUAUUAAAUCUACUAAAGAUACCAAAUCUUUCGAAGAAGCUAAAGACACUGAUUCUUUAGAGGAAGAUGUACUUACUGAUUCAGAAACAACUACGAAAGUAAUUCAGGCGGAUGAUGCUCCAAAACAAAUUACAGAAGAAACGACAAAACCUAUUUCUGUAGAAAUUGUAAAAGAUGAAAUAACACUACAUGAUACAGACAUGGUGGAAAUCGUUUCUGAACAUGAGGCUGAAACUAUUACUCCAGUUGAUGACACUUCUAUUGUUAAAACUGUAGAUAUGGUUACAACUAAAGUUAUUGAGGAAUCUGAGGAUACCUCUACUGAUGAUCAUUUGAAAACAAAAGAGUCAAUAUCUAUUGAAGAUAUUAAAUCUACUGAAGACACAAAAACUGUCGAAGAAGCUAAAGACACUGAUUCUUUAGAGGAAGAAGUACUCGCUGAUACAGAAACACCUACAAAGAAAAUUGAUGCGGAUGAUGCUCCAAAACAUAUUACAGAAGAGGAUAUUUUGUCUAAACAACUCCCAAUAGAUAAGCUCGAAUCUCUUGACAUUGUAGGUUUCAAAACUACCGAAGAAAUGGUAAAAGACCAAUCGAAGGACGGGGUUGUAUUGGAGGAGGAACACGCUCACGACAUGACUGAAUUGUUAGAGCCGAUAGCUAGGGAUACCGUGUCUGAAAUAACUAUAAUUAAGACAGAAGAAACGACAACACCUAUUUCUGUAGAAAUUGUACAGGAAGAAAUAACAACACAUGUUUCAGACACAGUAGAAAUUGUUUCUGAACAUAAGGCUAAAACUAUUACUCCAAUUGAUGUCUCUUCAAUUGUUAAAACCGUAGAUACGGUUACUACCAAAGUUAUUGAGGAAUCUGAAGAUACUGAUGUUCAUUUGGAAACAAAAGAGCCAGUAGCUGUUGAAGAUAUUAAAUCUACUAAAGAUACCAAAUCUUUCGAAGAAGCUAAAGACACUGAUUCUUUAGAGGAAGAUGUACUCACUGAUUCAGAAACAACUACAAAAGUAAUUCAGGCGGAUGAUGCUCCAAAACAAAUUACAAAUGAGGAUAUUACUUCUAAACAUCUCCCCAUAGAUAAGCUCGAAUCUCUAGAAAUUGUAGUUUUCAAAACUACCGAAGAAAUGGUAAAAGACCAAUUGAAGGACGGGGUUGCAUUGGAGGAGGAAGACGUUCACGACAUGACUGAAUUGUUGGAACCGAUAGCUGGGGAUACAGUAUCUGAAAUAACUAUGACUAAGACAGAAGAAACGACAACACCUAUUUCCGUAGAAAUUUUAAAAGAUGAAAUAACACUACAUGUUACAGACAUGGUGGAAAUCGUUUCUGAACAUGAGGCUAAAACUAUUACUCCAGUUAAUGACACUUCUAUUGUUAAAACUGUUGAUACGGUUACUACUAAAGUUAUUGAGGAAUCUGAAGAUACUGAUGUUCAUUUGGAAACAAAAGAGCCAGUAGCUGUUGAAGAUAAUGAAUCUACUGAAGACACCAAAUCUGUUGAAGAAGCUAAAGACACUGAUUCUUUAGAGGAAGAGGUACUGUCUGAUACAGAAUCACGUACAAAAGUAAUUCAGGCGGAUGAUGCUCCAAAACAUAUUACAGUAGAGGAUAUUAUUUCUAAACAACUCCCAAUAGAUAAGCUCGAAUCUCUUGACAUUGUAGGUUUCAAAACUACCGAAGAAAUGGUAAAAGACCAAUCGAAGGACAGGGUUGCAUUGGAGGAGGAACACGCUCACGACAAGACUGAAUUGUUAGAGCCGAUAGCUAGGGAUACCGUGUCUGAAAUAACUAUACUUAAGACAGAAAAAACGACAAAACCUAUUUCAGUAGAAAUUGUACAGGAAGAAAUAACCACACAUGUUUCAGACACAGUAGAAAUUGUUUCUGAACAUAAGGCUAAAACUAUUACUCCAAUAGAUGUCUCUUCAAUUGUUAAAACCGUAGAUACAGUUACUACUAAAGUUAUUGAGGAAUCUGAAGAUACAUCUACUGAUGUUCAUUUGGAAACAAAAGAGCCAGUAGCUGUUGAAGAUAUUAAAUCUACUAAAGAUACCAAAUCUUUCGAAGAAGCUAAAGACACUGAUUCUUUAGAGGAAGAUGUACUCACUGAUUCAGAAACAACUACAAAAGUAAUUCAGGCGGAUGAUGCUCCAAAACAAAUUACAGAAGAAACGACAAAACCUAUUUCUGUAGAAAUUGUAAAAGAUGAAAUAACACUACAUGUUACAGACAUGGUGGAAAUCGUUUCUGAACAUGAGGCUGAAACUAUUACUCCAGUUGAUGACACUUCUAUUGUUAAAACUGUAGAUACGGUUACUACUAAAUUUAUUGAGGAAUCUGAAGAUACCUCUACUGAUGAUCAUUUGAAAACAAAAGAGCCAAUAUCUAUUGAAGAUAUUAAAUCUACUGAAGACACAAAAACUGUCGAAGAAGCUAAAGACACUGAUUAUUUAGAGGAAGAGGUACUCGCUGAUACAGAAACACCUACAAAGAAAAUUGAGGUGGAUGAUGCUCCAAAACAUAUUACAGAAGAGGAUAUUAUUUCUAAACAACUCCCAAUAGAUAACCUCGAAUCUCUUGAUAUUGUAGGUUUCAAAACUACCGAAGAAAUGGUAAAAGACCAAUCGAAGGACGGGGUUGUAUUGGAGGAGGAACACGCUCACGACAUGACUGAAUUGUUAGAGCCGAUAGCUAGGGAUACCGUGUCUGAAAUAACUAUAAUUAAGACAGAAGAAACGACAAAACCUAUUUCUGUAGAAAUUGUAAAAGAUGAAAUAACACUACAUGUUACAGACACAGUGGAAAUCGUUUCUGAACAUGAGGCUAAAACUAUUACUCCAGUUGAUGACACUUCUAUUGUUAAAACUGUAGAUACAGUUACUACUGAAGUUAUUGAGGAAUCUGAAUAUACCUCUACUGAUGUUCAUUUGGAAACAAAAGAGCCAGUAACUGUUAAAGAUAUUGAAUCUACUAAAGACUCAAAAUCUGUUGAAGAAGCUAAAGACACUGAUUCUUUAGAGGAAGAGGUACUGGCUGAUACAGAAUCACCUAGAAAAGUAAUUGAGGCGGAUGAUGCUCCAAAACAAAUUACAGAAGAGGAUAUUAUUUCUAAACAUCUUCCCAUAGAUAAGCUCGAAUCUCUAGAAAUUGUAGGUCUAAAAACUACCGAAGAAAUAGUAAAAGACCAAUCGAAGGACGGGGUUGCAUUGGAAGAGAAACACGUUCACGACAUGACUGACUUGUUGGAACCGAUAGCCAGGGAUACAGUAUCUGAAAUAACUAUGAUUAAGACGGAAGAAACGACAACACCUAUUUCUGUAGAAAUUGGAAAAGAUGACAUAAAAACACAUGUUACAGACACAGUGAAAAUCGUUUCUGAACAUGAGGCUAAAACUAUUACUCCAUUUGAUGACUCUUCUAUUGUUAAAACUGUAGAUAAGGUUACUACUAAAGUUAUUGAGGAAUCUGAAGAUACCUCUACUGAUGAUCAUUUGAAAACAAAAGAGCCAGUAUCUAUUGAUGAUAUUAUAUCUACUAAAGACACAAAAACUGUCGAAGAAGCUAAAGACACUGAUUCUUUAGAGGAAGAGGUACUGUCUGAUACAGAAUCACGUACAAAAGUAAUUCAGGCGGAUGAUGCUCCAAAACAAAUUACAGAAGAGGAUAUUAUUUCUAAACAUCUUCCCAUAGAUAAGCUCGAAUCUCUAGAAAUUGUAGGUCUAAAAACUACCGAAGAAAUAGUAAAAGACCAAUCGAAGGAAAGGGUUGCAUUGGAAGAGAAACACGUUCACGACAUGACUGACUUGUUGGAACCGAUAGCCAGGGAUAAAGUAUCUGAAAUAACUAUGAUUAAGCCAGAAAAAACGACAACACCUAUUUCUGUUGAAAUUGUAAAAGAUGAGAUAACAACACAUGUUACGGACACAGUGAAAAUCGUUUCUGAACAUGAGGCUAAAACUAUUAUUCCAGUUGAUGACUCUUCUAUUGUUAAAACCGUAGAUACGGUUACUACUAAAGUUAUUGAGGAAUCUGAAGAUACUUAUGUUCAUUUGGAAACAAAAGAGCCAGUAGCUGUUGAAGAUAUUAAAUCUACUAAAGAUACCAAAUCUUUCGAAGAAGCUAAAGACACUGAUUCUUUAGAGGAAGAUGUACUCACUGAUUCAGAAAUAACUACAAAAGUAAUUCAGGCGGAUGAUGCUCCAAAACAAAUUACAAAGGAGGAUAUUACUUCUAAACAUCUCCCCAUAGAUAAGCUCGAAUCUCUAGAAAUUGUAGGUUUCAAAACUACCGAAGAAAUGGUAAAAGACCAAUUGAAGGACGGGGUUGCAUUGGAGGAGGAAGACGUUCACGACAUGACUGAAUUGUUGGAACCGAUAGCUAGGGAUACAGUAUCUGAAAUAACUAUACUUAAGACAGAAAAAACGACAAAACCUAUUUCAGUAGAAAUUGUACAGGAAGAAAUAACCACACAUGUUUCAGACACAGUAGAAAUUGUUUCUGAACAUAAGGCUAAAACUAUUACUCCAAUUGAUGUCUCUUCAAUUGUUAAAACCGUAGAUACAGUUACUACUAAAGUUAUUGAGGAAUCUGAAGAUACAUCUACUGAUGUUCAUUUGGAAACAAAAGAGCCAGUAGCUGUUGAAGAUAUUAAAUCUACUAAAGAUACCAAAUCUUUCGAAGAAGCUAAAGACACUGAUUCUUUAGAGGAAGAUGUACUCACUGAUUCAGAAACAACUACAAAAGUAAUUCAGGCGGAUGAUGCUCCAAAACAAAUUACAAAUGAGGAUAUUACUUCUAAACAUCUCCCCAUAGAUAAGCUCGAAUCUCUAGAAAUUGUAGUUUUCAAAACUACCGAAGAAAUGGUAAAAGACCAAUUGAAGGACGGGGUUGCAUUGGAGGAGGAAGACGUUCACGACAUGACUGAAUUGUUGGAACCGAUAGCUGGGGAUACAGUAUCUGAAAUAACUAUGACUAAGACAGAAGAAACGACAACACCUAUUUCUGUAGAAAUUGGAAAAGAUGAAAUAACACUACAUGUUACAGACAUGGUGGAAAUCGUUUCUGAACAUGAGGCUAAAACUAUUACUCCAGUUAAUGACACUUCUAUUGUUAAAACUGUUGAUACGGUUACUACUAAAGUUAUUGAGGAAUCUGAAGAUACUGAUGUUCAUUUGGAAACAAAAGAGCCAGUAGCUGUUGAAGAUAAUGAAUCUACUGAAGACACCAAAUCUGUUGAAGAAGCUAAAGACACUGAUUCUUUAGAGGAAGAGGUACUGUCUGAUACAGAAUCACGUUUCAAAACUACCGAAGAAAUGGUAAAAGACCAAUCGAAGGACAGGGUUGCAUUGGAGGAGGAACACGCUCACGACAAGACUGAAUUGUUAGAGCCGAUAGCUAGGGAUACCGUGUCUGAAAUAACUAUACUUAAGACAGAAAAAACGACAAAACCUAUUUCAGUAGAAAUUGUACAGGAAGAAAUAACCACACAUGUUUCAGACACAGUAGAAAUUGUUUCUGAACAUAAGGCUAAAACUAUUACUCCAAUAGAUGUCUCUUCAAUUGUUAAAACCGUAGAUACAGUUACUACUAAAGUUAUUGAGGAAUCUGAAGAUACAUCUACUGAUGUUCAUUUGGAAACAAAAGAGCCAGUAGCUGUUGAAGAUAUUAAAUCUACUAAAGAUACCAAAUCUUUCGAAGAAGCUAAAGACACUGAUUCUUUAGAGGAAGAUGUACUCACUGAUUCAGAAACAACUACAAAAGUAAUUCAGGCGGAUGAUGCUCCAAAACAAAUUACAGAAGAAACGACAAAACCUAUUUCUGUAGAAAUUGUAAAAGAUGAAAUAACACUACAUGUUACAGACAUGGUGGAAAUCGUUUCUGAACAUGAGGCUGAAACUAUUACUCCAGUUGAUGACACUUCUAUUGUUAAAACUGUAGAUACGGUUACUACUAAAUUUAUUGAGGAAUCUGAAGAUACCUCUACUGAUGAUCAUUUGAAAACAAAAGAGCCAAUAUCUAUUGAAGAUAUUAAAUCUACUGAAGACACAAAAACUGUCGAAGAAGCUAAAGACACUGAUUAUUUAGAGGAAGAGGUACUCGCUGAUACAGAAACACCUACAAAGAAAAUUGAGGUGGAUGAUGCUCCAAAACAUAUUACAGAAGAGGAUAUUAUUUCUAAACAACUCCCAAUAGAUAAGCUCGAAUCUCUUGAUAUUGUAGGUUUCAAAACUACCGAAGAAAUGGUAAAAGACCAAUCGAAGGACGGGGUUGUAUUGGAGGAGGAACACGCUCACGACAUGACUGAAUUGUUAGAGCCGAUAGCUAGGGAUACCGUGUCUGAAAUAACUAUAAUUAAGACAGAAGAAACGACAAAACCUAUUUCUGUAGAAAUUGUAAAAGAUGAAAUAACACUACAUGUUACAGACACAGUGGAAAUCGUUUCUGAACAUGAGGCUAAAACUAUUACUCCAGUUGAUGACACUUCUAUUGUUAAAACUGUAGAUACAGUUACUACUGAAGUUAUUGAGGAAUCUGAAUAUACCUCUACUGAUGUUCAUUUGGAAACAAAAGAGCCAGUAACUGUUAAUGAUAUUGAAUCUACUAAAGACUCAAAAUCUGUUGAAGAAGCUAAAGACACUGAUUCUUUAGAGGAAGAGGUACUGGCUGAUACAGAAUCACCUAGAAAAGUAAUUGAGGCGGAUGAUGCUCCAAAACAAAUUACAGAAGAGGAUAUUAUUUCUAAACAUCUUCCCAUAGAUAAGCUCGAAUCUCUAGAAAUUGUAGGUCUAAAAACUACCGAAGAAAUAGUAAAAGACCAAUCGAAGGACGGGGUUGCAUUGGAAGAGAAACACGUUCACAACAUGACUGACUUGUUGGAACCGAUAGCCAGGGAUACAGUAUCUGAAAAAACUAUGAUUAAGACGGAAGAAACGACAACACCUAUUUCUGUAGAAAUUGGAAAAGAUGACAUAAAAACACAUGUUACAGACACAGUGAAAAUCGUUUCUGAACAUGAGGCUAAAACUAUUACUCCAUUUGAUGACUCUUCUAUUGUUAAAACUGUAGAUAAGGUUACUACUAAAGUUAUUGAGGAAUCUGAAGAUACCUCUACUGAUGAUCAUUUGAAAACAAAAGAGCCAGUAUCUAUUGAUGAUAUUAUAUCUACUAAAGACACAAAAACUGUCGAAGAAGCUAAAGACACUGAUUCUUUAGAGGAAGAGGUACUGUCUGAUACAGAAUCACGUACAAAAGUAAUUCAGGCGGAUGAUGCUCCAAAACAAAUUACAGAAGAGGAUAUAAUUUCUAAACAUCUUCCCAUAGAUAAGCUCGAAUCUCUAGAAAUUGUAGGUCUAAAAACUACCGAAGAAAUAGUAAAAGACCAAUCGAAGGAAAGGGUUGCAUUGGAAGAGAAACACGUUCACGACAUGACUGACUUGUUGGAACCGAUAGCCAGGGAUACAGUAUCUGAAAUAACUAUGAUUAAGCCAGAAAAAACGACAACACCUAUUUCUGUUGAAAUUGUAAAAGAUGAGAUAACAACACAUGUUACGGACACAGUGAAAAUCGUUUCUGAACAUGAGGCUAAAACUAUUAUUCCAGUUGAUGACUCUUCUAUUGUUAAAACCGUAGAUACGGUUACUACUAAAGUUAUUGAGGAAUCUGAAGAUACUGAUGUUCAUUUGGAAACAAAAGAGCCAGUAGCUGUUGAAGAUAUUAAAUCUACUAAAGAUACCAAAUCUUUCGAAGAAGCUAAAGACACUGAUUCUUUAGAGGAAGAUGUACUCACUGAUUCAGAAACAACUACAAAAGUAAUUCAGGCGGAUGAUGCUCCAAAACAAAUUACAAAGGAGGAUAUUACUUCUAAACAUCUCCCCAUAGAUAAGCUCGAAUCUCUAGAAAUUGUAGGUUUCAAAACUACCGAAGAAAUGGUAAAAGACCAAUUGAAGGACGGGGUUGCAUUGGAGGAGGAAGACGUUCACGACAUGACUGAAUUGUUGGAACCGAUAGCUAGGGAUACAGUAUCUGAAAUAACUAUACUUAAGACAGAAAAAACGACAAAACCUAUUUCAGUAGAAAUUGUACAGGAAGAAAUAACCACACAUGUUUCAGACACAGUAGAAAUUGUUUCUGAACAUAAGGCUAAAACUAGUACUCCAAUUGAUGUCUCUUCAAUUGUUAAAACCGUAGAUACAGUUACUACUAAAGUUAUUGAGGAAUCUGAAGAUACAUCUACUGAUGUUCAUUUGGAAACAAAAGAGCCAGUAGCUGUUGAAGAUAUUAAAUCUACUAAAGAUACCAAAUCUUUCGAAGAAGCUAAAGACACUGAUUCUUUAGAGGAAGAUGUACUCACUGAUUCAGAAACAACUACAAAAGUAAUUCAGGCGGAUGAUGCUCCAAAACAAAUUACAGAAGAAACGACAAAACCUAUUUCUGUAGAAAUUGUAAAAGAUGAAAUAACACUACAUGUUACAGACAUGGUGGAAAUCGUUUCUGAACAUGAGGCUGAAACUAUUACUCCAGUUGAUGACACUUCUAUUGUUAAAACUGUAGAUACGGUUACUACUAAAUUUAUUGAGGAAUCUGAAGAUACCUCUACUGAUGAUCAUUUGAAAACAAAAGAGCCAAUAUCUAUUGAAGAUAUUAAAUCUACCGAAGACACAAAAACUGUCGAAGAAGCUAAAGACACUGAUUAUUUAGAGGAAGAGGUACUCGCUGAUACAGAAACACCUACAAAGAAAAUUGAGGUGGAUGAUGCUCCAAAACAUUUUACAGAAGAGGAUAUUAUUUCUAAACAACUCCCAAUAGAUAAGCUCGAAUCUCUUGAUAUUGUAGGUUUCAAAACUACCGAAGAAAUGGUAAAAGACCAAUCGAAGGACGGGGUUGUAUUGGAGGAGGAACACGCUCAGGACAUGACUGAAUUGUUAGAGCCGAUAGCUAGGGAUACCGUGUCUGAAAUAACUAUAAUUAAGACAGAAGAAACGACAAAACCUAUUUCUGUAGAAAUUGUAAAAGAUGAAAUAACACUACAUGUUACAGACACAGUGGAAAUCGUUUCUGAACAUGAGGCUAAAACUAUUACUCCAGUUGAUGACACUUCUAUUGUUAAAACUGUAGAUACAGUUACUACUGAAGUUAUUGAGGAAUCUGAAUAUACCUCUACUGAUGUUCAUUUGGAAACAAAAGAGCCAGUAACUGUUAAAGAUAUUGAAUCUACUAAAGACUCAAAAUCUGUUGAAGAAGCUAAAGACACUGAUUCUUUAGAGGAAGAGGUACUGGCUGAUACAGAAUCACCUAGAAAAGUAAUUGAGGCGGAUGAUGCUCCAAAACAAAUUACAGAAGAGGAUAUUAUUUCUAAACAUCUUCCCAUAGAUAAGCUCGAAUCUCUAGAAAUUGUAGGUCUAAAAACUACCGAAGAAAUAGUAAAAGACCAAUCGAAGGACGGGGUUGCAUUGGAAGAGAAACACGUUCACGACAUGACUGACUUGUUGGAACCGAUAGCCAGGGAUACAGUAUCUGAAAUAACUAUGAUUAAGACGGAAGAAACGACAACACCUAUUUCUGUAGAAAUUGGAAAAGAUGACAUAAAAACACAUGUUACAGACACAGUGAAAAUCGUUUCUGAACAUGAGGCUAAAACUAUUACUUUAUUUGAUGACUCUUCUAUUGUUAAAACUGUAGAUAAGGUUACUACUAAAGUUAUUGAGGAAUCUGAAGAUACCUCUACUGAUGAUCAUUUGAAAACAAAAGAGCCAGUAUCUAUUGAUGAUAUUAUAUCUACUAAAGACACAAAAACUGUCGAAGAAGCUAAAGACACUGAUUCUUUAGAGGAAGAGGUACUGUCUGAUACAGAAUCACGUACAAAAGUAAUUCAGGCGGAUGAUGCUCCAAAACAAAUUACAGAAGAUGAUAUUAUUUCUAAACAUCUUCCCAUAGAUAAGCUCGAAUCUCUAGAAAUUGUAGGUCUAAAAACUACCGAAGAAAUAGUAAAAGACCAAUCGAAGGAAAGGGUUGCAUUGGAAGAGAAACACGUUCACGACAUGACUGACUUGUUGGAACCGAUAGCCAGGGAUACAGUAUCUGAAAUAACUAUGAUUAAGACAGAAAAAACGACAACACCUAUUUCUGUUGAAAUUGUAAAAGAUGAGAUAACAACACAUGUUACGGACACAGUGAAAAUCGUUUCUGAACAUGAGGCUAAAACUAUUAUUCCAGUUGAUGACUCUUCUAUUGUUAAAACCGUAGAUACGGUUACUACUAAAGUUAUUGAGGAAUCUGAAGAUACUGAUGUUCAUUUGGAAACAAAAGAGCCAGUAGCUGUUGAAGAUAUUAAAUCUACUAAAGAUACCAAAUCUUUCGAAGAAGCUAAAGACACUGAUUCUUUAGAGGAAGAUGUACUCACUGAUUCAGAAACAACUACAAAAGUAAUUCAGGCGGAUGAUGCUCCAAAACAAAUUACAAAGGAGGAUAUUACUUCUAAACAUCUCCCCAUAGAUAAGCUCGAAUCUCUAGAAAUUGUAGGUUUCAAAACUACCGAAGAAAUGGUAAAAGACCAAUUGAAGGACGGGGUUGCAUUGGAGGAGGAAGACGUUCACGACAUGACUGAAUUGUUGGAACCGAUAGCUAGGGAUACAGUAUCUGAAAUAACUAUGACUAAGACAGAAAAAACGACAACACCUAUUUCUGUAGAAAUUGUAAAAGAUGAAAUAACACUACAUGUUACAGACAUGGUGGAAAUCGUUUCUGAACAUGAGGCUAAAACUAUUACUCCAGUUAAUGACACUUCUAUUGUUAAAACUGUUGAUACGGUUACUACUAAAGUUAUUGAGGAAUCUGAAUAUACCUUUACUGAUGUUCAUUUGGAAACAAAAGAGCCAGUAGCUGUUGAAGAUAAUGAAUCUACUGAAGACACCAAAUCUGUUGAAGAAGCUAAAGACACUGAUUCUUUAGAGGAAGAGGUACUGUCUGAUACAGAAUCACGUACAAAAGUAAUUCAGGCGGAUGAUGAUCCAAAACAUAUUAAAGUAGAGGAUAUUAUUUCUAAACAACUCCCAAUAGAUAAGCUUGAAUCUCUUGACAUUGUAGGUUUCAAAACUACCGAAGAAAUGGUAAAAGACCAAUCGAAGGACAGGGUUGCAUUAGAGGAGGAACACGCUCACGACAAGACUGAAUUGUUAGAGCCGAUAGCUAAGGAUACCGUGUCUGAAAUAACUAUACUUAAGACAGAAAAAACGACAAAACCUAUUUCAGUAGAAAUUGUACAGGAAGAAAUAACUACACAUGUUUCAGACACAGUAGAAAUUGUUUCUGAACAUAAGGCUAAAACUAUUACUCCAAUUGAUGUCUCUUCAAUUGUUAAAACCAUAGAUACAGUUGCUACUAAAGUUAUUGAGGAAUCUGAAGAAACAUCUACUGAUGUUCAUUUGGAAACAAAAGAGCCAGUAGCUGUUGAAGAUAUUAAAUCUACUAAAGAUACCAAAUCUUUCGAAGAAGCUAAAGACACUGAUUCUUUAGAGGAAGAUGUACUCACUGAUUCAGAAACAACUACAAAAGUAAUUCAGGCGGAUGAUGCUCCAAAACAAAUUACAGAAGAAACGACAAAACCUAUUUCUGUAGAAAUUGUAAAAGAUGAAAUAACACUACAUGUUACAGACAUGGUGGAAAUCGUUUCUGAACAUGAGGCUGAAACUAUUACUCCAGUUGAUGACACUUCUAUUGUUAAAACUGUAGAUACGGUUACUACUAAAUUUAUUGAGGAAUCUGAAGAUACCUCUACUGAUGAUCAUUUGAAAACAAAAGAGCCAAUAUCUAUUGAAGAUAUUAAAUCUACUGAAGACACAAAAAUUGUCGAAGAAGCUAAAGACACUGAUUAUUUAGAGGAAGAGGUACUCGCUGAUACAGAAACACCUACAAAGAAAAUUGAGGUGGAUGAUGCUCCAAAACAUAUUACAGAAGAGGAUAUUAUUUCUAAACAACUCCCAAUAGAUAAGCUCGAAUCUCUUGACAUUGUAGGUUUCAAAACUACCGAAGAAAUGGUAAAAGACCAAUCGAAGGACGGGGUUGUAUUGGAGGAGGAACACGCUCACGACAUGACUGAAUUGUUAGAGCCGAUAGCUAGGGAUACCGUGUCUGAAAUAACUAUAAUUAAGACAGAAGAAACGACAAAACCUAUUUCUGUAGAAAUUGUAAAAGAUGAAAUAACACUACAUGUUACAGACACAGUGGAAAUCGUUUCUGAACAUGAGGCUAAAACUAUUACUCCAGUUGAUGACACUUCUAUUGUUAAAACUGUAGAUACAGUUACUACUGAAGUUAUUGAGGAAUCUGAAUAUACCUCUACUGAUGUUCAUUUGGAAACAAAAGAGCCAGUAACUGUUAAAGAUAUUGAAUCUACUAAAGACUCAAAAUCUGUUGAAGAAGCUAAAGACACUGAUUCUUUAGAGGAAGAGGUACUGGCUGAUACAGAAUCACCUAGAAAAGUAAUUGAGGCGGAUGAUGCUCCAAAACAAAUUACAGAAGAGGAUAUUAUUUCUAAACAUCUUCCCAUAGAUAAGCUCGAAUCUCUAGAAAUUGUAGGUCUUAAAACUACUGAAGAAAUAGUAAAAGACCAAUCGAAGGACGGGGUUGCAUUGGAAGAGAAAAACAUUCACAACAUGACUGACUUGUUGGAACCGAUAGCCAGGGAUACAGUAUCUGAAAUAACUAUGAUUAAGACGGAAGAAACGACAACACCUAUUUCUGUAGAAAUUGGAAAAGAUGACAUAAAAACACAUGUUACAGACACAGUGAAAAUCGUUUCUGAACAUGAGGCUAAAACUAUUACUCCAUUUGAUGACUCUUCUAUUCUUAAAACUGUAGAUAAGGUUACUACUAAAGUUAUUGAGGAAUCUGAAGAUACCUCUACUGAUGAUCAUUUGACAACAAAAAAGCCAGUAUCUAUUGAUGAUAUUAUAUCUACUAAAGACACAAAAACUGUCGAAGAAGCUAAAGACACUGAUUAUUUAGAGGAAGAGGUACUCACUGAUACAGAAACACCUACAAAAGUAAUUCAGGCGGAUGAUGCUCCAAAACAAAUUACAGAAGAGGAUAUUAUUUCAAAAAAUCUUCCUAUAGAUAAGCUCGAUGCUCUAGAAAUUGUAGGUUUAAAAACUUCCGAAGGAAUGGUAAAAGACCAAUCGAAGGAUGGCGUUGCCUUGGAAGAAGAUCGCGUUCACGACAUGACUAAAUUGUUGGAACCAAAAGUCAGUGAUACAGUAUCUGAAAUAACUUUAAUUAAGACGGAAAAAACAGCAACAUCUGCUUCAGUAGAAAUUGUAGAGGGAGAAAUAACACCUCUUGUUACAGAAACAGUGGAAAUGGUUUCUAAUUAUAAGGAUGAAACUAGUACUCCAGACACAAAAGAGAAGAAAGAAGCUACACCAGUUUAUGACGUUGAUGACUCUUCUAUUGUUAAAACUGUAGAUACGGUUACAACUAAAGUUAUUGAGGAAUCUGAAGAUACCUCUACUGAUAAUCAUUUAAAAGCAAAAAAGCCAGUAUCUAUUGAAGAUAUUAAAUCUACUAAAGACACAAAAACUGUCAAAGAAGCUAAAGACACUGAUUCUUUAGAGGAAGAGGUACUUGCUGAUACAGAAACACCUACAAAGAAAAUUGAGGCGGAUGAUGCUCCAAAACAUUUUACAGAUGAGGAUAUUUUUUCUAAACAACUCCCAAUAGAUAAGCUCGAAUGUCUUGACAUUGUAGGUUUCAAAACUACCGAAGAAAUGGUAAAAGACCAAUCGAAGGACGGGGUUGUAUUGGAGGAGGAACACGCUCACGACAUGACUGAAUUGUUAGAGCCGAUAGCUAGGGAUACCGUGUCUAAAAUAACUAUAAUUAAGACAGAAGAAACGACAACACCUAUUUCUGUAGAAAUUGUACAGGAAGAAAUAACAAAACAUGUUUCAGACACAGUAGAAAUUGUUUCUGAACAUAAGGCUAAAACUAUAACUCCGAUUGAUGUCUCUUCAAUUGUUAAAACCGUAGAUACAGUUACUACUAAAGUUAUUGAGGAAUCUGAAGAUACAUCUACUGAUGUUCAUUUGGAAACAAAAGAGCCAGUAGCUGUUGAAGAUAUUAAAUCUACUAAAGAUACCAAAUCUUUCGAAGAAGCUAAAGACACUGAUUCUUUAGAGGAAGAUGUACUCACUGAUUCAGAAACAACUACAAAAGUAAUUCAGGAGGAUGAUGCUCCAAAACAAAUAACAGAAGAGGAUAUUAUUUCUAAACAUCUUACCAUAGAUAAGCUCGAAUCUCUAGAAAUUGUAGGUCUAAAAACUACUGAAGAAAUAGUAAAAGACCAAUCGAAGGAAAGGGUUGCAUUGAAAGAGAAACAUGUUCACGACAUGACUGACUUGUUGGAACCGAUAGCUAGGGAUACCGUAUCUGAAAUAACUAUAAUUAAGACAGAAGAAACGACAAAACCUAUUUCUGUAGAAAUUGUAAAAGAUGAAAUAACACUACAUGUUACAGACACAGUGGAAAUCGUUUCUGAACAUGAGGCUAAAACUAUUACUCCAGUUGAUGACACUUCUAUUGUUAAAACUGUAGAUACAGUUACUACUGAAGUUAUUGAGGAAUCUGAAUAUACCUCUACUGAUGUUCAUUUGGAAACAAAAGAGCCAGUAACUGUUAAAGAUAUUGAAUCUACUAAAGACUCAAAAUCUGUUGAAGAAGCUAAAGACACUGAUUCUUUAGAGGAAGAGGUACUGGCUGAUACAGAAUCACCUAGAAAAGUAAUUGAGGCGGAUGAUGCUCCAAAACAAAUUACAGAAGAGGAUAUUAUUUCUAAACAUCUUCCCAUAGAUAAGCUCGAAUCUCUAGAAAUUGUAGGUCUAAAAACUACCGAAGAAAUAGUAAAAGACCAAUCGAAGGACGGGGUUGCAUUGGAAGAGAAAAACGUUCACAACAUGACUGACUUGUUGGAACCGAUAGCCAGGGAUACAGUAUCUGAAAUAACUAUGAUUAAGACGGAAGAAACGACAACACCUAUUUCUGUAGAAAUUGGAAAAGAUGACAUAAAAACACAUGUUACAGACACAGUGAAAAUCGUUUCUGAACAUGAGGCUAAAACAAUUACUCCAUUUGAUGACUCUUCUAUUCUUAAAACUGUAGAUAAGGUUACUACUAAAGUUAUUGAGGAAUCUGAAGAUACCUCUACUGAUGAUCAUUUGACAACAAAAGAGCCAGUAUCUAUUGAUGAUAUUAUAUCUACUAAAGACACAAAAACUGUCGAAGAAGCUAAAGACACUGAUUAUUUAGAGGAAGAGGUACUCACUGAUACAGAAACACCUACAAAAGUAAUUCAGGCGGAUGAUGCUCCAAAACAAAUUACAGAAGAGGAUAUUAUUUCAAAAAAUCUUCCUAUAGAUAAGCUCGAUGCUCUAGAAAUUGUAGGUUUAAAAACUUCCGAAGGAAUGGUAAAAGACCAAUCGAAGGAUGGCGUUGCCUUGGAAGAAGAUCGCGUUCACGACAUGACUAAAUUGUUGGAACCAAAAGUCAGUGAUACAGUAUCUGAAAUAACUUUAAUUAAGACGGAAAAAACAGCAACAUCUGCUUCAGUAGAAAUUGUAGAGGGAGAAAUAACACCUCUUGUUACAGAAACAGUGGAAAUGGUUUCUAAUUAUAAGGAUGAAACUAGUACUCCAGACACAAAAGAGAAGAAAGAAGCUACACCAGUUUAUGACGUUGAUGACUCUUCUAUUGUUAAAACUGUAGAUACGGUUACAACUAAAGUUAUUGAGGAAUCUGAAGAUACCUCUACUGAUAAUCAUUUAAAAGCAAAAAAGCCAGUAUCUAUUGAAGAUAUUAAAUCUACUAAAGACACAAAAACUGUCAAAGAAGCUAAAGACACUGAUUCUUUAGAGGAAGAGGUACUUGCUGAUACAGAAACACCUACAAAGAAAAUUGAGGCGGAUGAUGCUCCAAAACAUUUUACAGAUGAGGAUAUUUUUUCUAAACAACUCCCAAUAGAUAAGCUCGAAUGUCUUGACAUUGUAGGUUUCAAAACUACCGAAGAAAUGGUAAAAGACCAAUCGAAGGACGGGGUUGUAUUGGAGGAGGAACACGCUCACGACAUGACUGAAUUGUUAGAGCCGAUAGCUAGGGAUACCGUGUCUAAAAUAACUAUAAUUAAGACAGAAGAAACGACAACACCUAUUUCUGUAGAAAUUGUACAGGAAGAAAUAACAAAACAUGUUUCAGACACAGUAGAAAUUGUUUCUGAACAUAAGGCUAAAACUAUAACUCCGAUUGAUGUCUCUUCAAUUGUUAAAACCGUAGAUACAGUUACUACUAAAGUUAUUGAGGAAUCUGAAGAUACAUCUACUGAUGUUCAUUUGGAAACAAAAGAGCCAGUAGCUGUUGAAGAUAUUAAAUCUACUAAAGAUACCAAAUCUUUCGAAGAAGCUAAAGACACUGAUUCUUUAGAGGAAGAUGUACUCACUGAUUCAGAAACAACUACAAAAGUAAUUCAGGAGGAUGAUGCUCCAAAACAAAUAACAGAAGAGGAUAUUAUUUCUAAACAUCUUACCAUAGAUAAGCUCGAAUCUCUAGAAAUUGUAGGUCUAAAAACUACUGAAGAAAUAGUAAAAGACCAAUCGAAGGAAAGGGUUGCAUUGAAAGAGAAACAUGUUCACGACAUGACUGACUUGUUGGAACCGAUAGCUAGGGAUACCGUAUCUGAAAUAACUAUAAUUAAGACAGAAGAAACGACAACACCUAUUUCUGUAGAAAUUGUAAAAGAUGAAAUAACACUACAUGUUACAGAUAUGGUGGAAAUCGUUUCUGAACAUGAGUCUGAAACUAUUACUCCAGUUGAUGACACUUAUAUUGUUAAAACUGUAGAUACGGUUACUACUGAAGUAAUUGAGGAAUCUGAAUAUACCUCUACUGAUGUUCAUUUGGAAACAAAAGAGCCAGUAGCUGUUGAAGAUAUUGAAUCUACUAAAGACACAAAAUCUGUUGAAGUAGCUGAAGACACUGAUUCCUUAGAGGAAGAGGUACUGGCUGAUACAGAAACGCCUACAAAGAAAAUUGAGGCGGAUGAUGCUCCAAAACAUAUUACACAAGAGGAUAUUAUUUCUAAACAACUCCCAAUAGAUAAGCUCAAAUCUCUUGACAUUGUAGGUUUCAAAACUACCGAAGAAAUGGUAAAAGACCAAUCGAAGGACGGGGUUGCAUUGGAAGAGAAACACGUUCAUGACAUGACUGACUUGUUUGAACCGAUAGCCAGGGAUACAGUAUCUGAAAUAACUAUGAUUAAGACAGAAAAAACGACAACACCUAUUUCUGUAGAAUUUGUAAAAGAUGAGAUAACAACACAUGUUACAGACACAGUGGAAAUCGUUUCUGAACAUGAGGCUAAAACUAUUACUCCAGUUGAUGACUCUUCUAUUGUUAAAACUGUAGAUACGGUUAUUACUAAAUUUAUUGAGGAAUCGGUAGAUACCUCUACUGAUGAUCAUUUGAAAACAAAAGAGCAAAUAUCUAUUGAAGAUAUUAAAUCUACUGAAGACACAAAAACUGUCGAAGAAGCUAAAGACACUGAUUCUGUAGAGGAAGAGGUACUCGCUGAUACAGAAACACCUACAAAGAAAAUUGAGGCGGAUGAUGCUCCAAAACAUAUUACACAAGAGGAUAUUAUUUCUAAACAACUCCCAAUAGAUAAGCUCGAAUCUCUUGACAUUGUAGCCGAUAGCUAG